AUGCGUCCACCCAAGCAGGCGACCAAGCACCAACAGAUAGCGUACGCGCAUCAUGACUCGAGAACGCCCAGCGACGAAGUUCUGUUUGCGAUUGAUGUGGAGCCAGCGACAACAGCCUUACUGGAUUUGAUUGUAGCAAUACGACAAAAGUUAGGCUACAAGGCUGGAAAGUAUCCAAACAAGCCCUACCACAAAGGAAGAACAGCGAGAGUGGAACGCCACAUUCAGAACCUCAGGAGACAAAGCCUCACGAUGAUUGAAAUGGUCGAGGAUCGGAUUGGGGAAAAGAUUCCUGAAGAUCAUGCUUUACGAGCGUGGGCAAUUCACCACGCAGCAUGGUUGUUCAACAGGUACCACCUACACUCAGGGACGCAGAGUACAGCUUUCCAAUUGGUCUACGGGAGACCAUACCAAGGGCAGAUUUUACCCUUCGGAGAGUAUGUGUUUGGUCUGAAAAUAACGCCGCGCAUGCUCAUUGCCGAAGCAGUCGACAGAAUCAACAUCGCGCCUGCCCGUCGCAUGGUGACGACUGAGGGCCCACGCGGGCCAAGCACUACGCACAGCAAUCCGGAGCUUGCCAGCAACAACAUUACGAGCGACGAGGUUCAACCUUUCACCUGUCUCGUGCAUGAUGAACGCACACGGUUGCUGAGGUGCACCUUGGUGGACGAAGCGCGCGUCAGCCUUGUCAGCAUUUCGCCGUGCGUCGCCUUCGUCUGGCAUUUUUCGCAACUCUUCGGGCACUUUGCGACGUUCUGUGGUCUGGACGCCAGUCGCUGCAUCUUCAGCUACAGUGGCUAG
Symbiodinium natans is the source of this 801-nucleotide messenger RNA. The record is from the annotation of a GenBank genome assembly. NCBI's taxonomy places the organism in Eukaryota, Dinophyceae, Suessiales, Symbiodiniaceae.